This is a messenger RNA of Cladophialophora bantiana CBS 173.52, 1032 nucleotides long. RefSeq lists its product as uncharacterized. Lineage: Eukaryota; Fungi; Ascomycota; Eurotiomycetes; Chaetothyriales; Herpotrichiellaceae. Gene Ontology annotation, cellular component: eRF1 methyltransferase complex. Bases 1 to 1032 code for a protein of 343 amino acids. Gene Ontology annotation, molecular function: nucleic acid binding; protein methyltransferase activity; S-adenosylmethionine-dependent methyltransferase activity. The transcript has a single exon. Gene Ontology annotation, biological process: methylation. The record is from RefSeq and is a predicted model, not a curated record.
AUGCUCCCGACGCCGUCGACCUCGCACGUCUCGUACGACCUUAUCUACGAGCCAGCAGAGGACUCGUACCUGUUCCUCGACACGCUGUCCUCGGCCUCGGAGACGGCGUGGCUGCGUUCACGGUUCUCGUCGCAGCGACAAAAGACCGACGAGACCGGGCCUAGGACCAAGCGAAGAAGGGGAAGAAGAAAGGGAGUGCCGCUCCUCGUCGAGAUCGGGCCCGGGUCCGGCGUCGUCGUCGCCUUCCUGACCGCGCAGGCCGAGACCAUCUUCGGGAGCCACGUGCUCAGCAUGGGCGUCGACGUCAAUCCGCACGCAUGCCUCGCGACGCAAACGACCGUCGAGAAGGCGCUCGCCGAGACCAAGGCCAGGACAGUGGAGACGACGACCACGACGACCACAACCACGGUGGAGGGGCAAGUUACGAAUUCUCCUCCCGCUACCGCCACUGCUACCGCUACUGGGAAGUGUCAAGACGCGACGAGCAGUGUCUACCUCUCCUCCUUGAACGGCGAUCUAGCCAGCCCGCUCCGGCCGUGUGAAGUCGACGUCUUAAUCUUCAAUCCGCCGUAUGUCCCAACAGAAUCGGUCCCUGUUGCUGCCACAAUCACCACCGCCUCCGCCAUCACCACCGGCGCCGUCCCACUAUCAUCUUCGUCGUCGUCGUCGUCGCCGCAUUCAUCUUCUUCUCACAACCCAGCCGCCCCAAGCUUCGAGGAACAGUCCAAUCUCCUGGCCCUCUCCUACGCAGGCGGCGUCGACGGCAUGGAAGUCACGCGCCGCCUGCUACUUCAGGUCCCAGACGUCUUGAGCCAUUGGGGCGUGGCAUACGUGCUGUUCUGCCGCGGCAACCGGCCCGAGGAGGUCAAGAGCUGGAUCCGCGCGUGGCAGCAGCGACCACUACCGCCUGGCGACGCCCCAGGUGAAGGCGAAGAAGAGGCGCCGUGGCAGUGGCGCGCAGAGACUGUGGGCACCAGUGGGAAGACAGCAGGCUGGGAGAAGUUGGAGAUUGUCAGGAUAUGGAGGGAAUGA